AUGCUUCGUGUAUCCGUGGCUCUGCCGAGUGGAAAGGAGGUCGCCCUCGAAGUGCCGGAAUCCUCCAAGGUUGGAGAGUUGAAGGUUCUGGCCCAGAACUCCUUGGGAAGUUUCCUGAGACUUGUGACAGGAGACGGGCGUGUCUUGAGAGAUCCCGAGGACUCCCUGGAAGCUGCGGGACUUCGAGAAGGAGACCAUCUUGUGGCCAUCGCGCAGCAACCGACACUCACAGCGGGAAGAGACGCCUUUGCCCUUUGGUGUCACGGAGGCGACAGGAUCGUCACCUGGGGAAACCCAAGCGUCUGUGGCGACCGCUUCGCGAUCAAGGGCCAGCUUGCAGGUGUCCAGCAGGUUCACGCCAAAUCGCAAGCGUUCGCAGCGAUCUUGGGGGAUGGAUCGGUUGCUACCUGGGGAAAAGAAGAUGCGGGUGGUGACAGCUCUAAAGUUCGCGAUCGGCUCAGGGGUGUGCAGCAACUGCAGGCGACCUUCACGGCCUUCGCUGCCAUCCUGCAGGAUGGGUCGGUGGUGACUUGGGGCGAUCCAGCCGGUGGCGGAAACAGCUCUGCGGUCCAAGGCCAGCUCCGAAACGUGCGCCAGCUGCAGGGGACCAACUCGGCUUUUGCCGCCGUCCUGGAGGAUGGGUCUGUUGUGACCUGGGGCAGAACCCAUGGUGGGGACAGCUCGGCAGUCCAAGCUCAGCUGAAGAAUGUGCGCGAACUUCGCUCCACGGGCUUCGCCUUUGCAGCGGUUCUGGCGGAUGGAUCGGUAGUUACAUGGGGUGAGGCGGGUGAUGGAGGUGACAGCUCCAGCGUACCUGGGCUGAGGAAUGUACGGCAGGUCCGGGCCACAAACCAUGCAUUUGCUGCUAUCCUGGAAGACAGAUCGGUUGUUGUAUGGGGCGGCCGAGACUAUGGUGGCAGUUUUGGUGACAUCUCUGUCCAAGAUCGUCUCAGAAGUGUGCAGGAAAUUCAAGGCACAGUUGGGGCCUUUGCCGCGAUUCUGGAAGACAAAUCCGUUGUGACAUGGGGUAAUCCAAACCUCGGGGGUGACAGCUCCACAGUGCAAGAUCAAUUGCAAAACGUGCGCCAGAUCAGAGGAACAGCUUCGGCCUUUGCCGCACUCUUGGAGAAUGGGUCGGUGGUGACUUGGGGCAACCCUGUUGAUGGUGGCGACAGCUCCAGCGUCCGAGACCGACUCAGGAACGUGCAGAAGAUCGAGGCAACCUCUGCAGCUUUUGCCGCGAUCCUGGAGGAUGGCUCACUUGUGACAUGGGGCAAGCCUCGUAUGGGGGGUGACAGCUCGGGAGUCCAAGAGCACCUGCACUUCCUUUAG
Molecule: messenger RNA, 1332 nt
Organism: Symbiodinium natans
Lineage: Eukaryota; Dinophyceae; Suessiales; Symbiodiniaceae
Source: the annotation of a GenBank genome assembly